Messenger RNA from Durusdinium trenchii, 703 nucleotides. The record is from the annotation of a GenBank genome assembly. NCBI's taxonomy places the organism in Eukaryota, Dinophyceae, Suessiales, Symbiodiniaceae.
ACAGAUUUUAAAAAGAACCUGUCAAACAGAUUUUAACGAACCUGUUACUCUUGGCAACGGCUAUGAUUUCCACAUACCAGAGCGCUUAUGGCAGUUUGGACCAUUGGGCUACAUCCAAAGAGGAUCAAAUGCGACGCAGCCGGCCUUCUCAGUCUCAGCGGCAGAGGCGAUCGACGAGCCAACCAGUUGGUCAAGCAAGUGCCAAGUUCAACCCAAUGUGGCUUCGCAAUUCGUUCAAUCCAUUCAUUGCGCGGGAGCUGCCCAGGGGGAAGUUCUCCAGCUUUCCCACCAACAUCACCAGGGGCUUGCAAAACAAGAAGUCACUGAGACAAGCAGAUGCGGUUGCAAUGGAGUCCUGCAGAGCGAGCGAACGAGGAGCUUUAGGCAGAGUUUUCUCCUUCUCCCUGAAUAAGCGCCAGAGAUUUGUUUUUUUCAGUCUACCUUUUGCAAAUCUGGUCACGAAGUCAGAAAGUGCCUGCCAACACGUUGAGACAGCAGAAACCAAACUAUUUAAGUUGCGGCGCUUGUUUUUCCAGCUGGAACGUUUUUGAUAUUCUGAGUUAUUGCUCAAUUUCAAUAAGCCUAAGUUAUUGGGCCAAAUCACUCGAGCUAGUGAUUUUGAUGCGGCCAGCCUCGACAAAAUUGGCUGCACUAUGCCAAGAAACUCAAUCUCCAGCAUUAUGAAGAAGGGCCCACUGAUGAC